AUGUCGUCAUUAUUUACUAUGUCCAAAUAUUUUGCGAUCGAAGAGUUUCUUUCUGAAUUUCUUUGUUCAGAUAAUUUAAUUUUUCUGAAAUUUUUCGAACACGCUAGAGUUGGAUCGAUUUUAACACAUGAAAUCCAAGUAAACCCAAAUAAUUGCGAAGUGUACCUAAAUCUAUUAUAUAAAUUAGCAGAUAAUCCGCACGUAAGCUCAAGAUUUUUUAUUCCUUUAUAUUCACGACAGUUCGCUAUGACAUUAAUAUCGAUAGGCCGUACAUCAAAGAGCGCUAAUGUUUCAGCUCUUGCUUUCGAAUUCGUUGCCAUGAAAUUAAUCGAAAAUAAGUAUCCGAAAGAAGCUAGAGACUCAGUUCGAGGUCAACUCGUUGCAAUAUGCAGAUUUAUUACAUCCAAAUCGACUCAAAAGUUCGAUUGCUCUUUACGUUGUGCAAUAGAUUUAUUAAUUUCGAUAAUUCAUACAAAGAACAGCAUUGAGCAAGAAAUCUUUAUCGAAGAAGAAGAGGAAAUAUACGAGGAAGACAAGGAAUUCAUUAUAGAACCUAGUCCUAUUUCUAGACCAAGGCCAAACAUUCCACCUUUACCAAGAAAAUCAGUACAGAUUAUGCAAAAUUGUCCUUUAUCGCCAGAUAGAAAAGGAACUCAUUCUGGACCACUUAAUCCCAAUAUUUCCCAGACAAAUACGAGUUUUUACACAUCUAAGACGAAAACGGCUAAAACAAGCAAGAUAAACUUCAAUACUUUACCUAAAGAAGAAGCAAAUCCAGACUUUAACUCAGUUUUGUUCUCAAAAUCAUGUCCUGUUUUUUCCGGAUUAUAUACUAUUGAAGAAGACCAAGAAAUCAUUGGAUCCCCACUCGAAUCAAAUCUUCUUCCAUCAGUAACAUCAUCCGAGAAGUUCAGACGCCUCUCAGACACAGAUCCAACUGUAGAAGCUGCAAGAGCAUUAUUAAGAGCUUUCUUUAGUAAUCCGAACUGCACUUUCUUGCAUUCCGCUGUGUUCGACUUAUUAUCAGAAAUCGUUGCUUCUACAGAUUUGUUCGCUGUAAUCAUUGUUUCGUUUGAUUUCAAGAAAUUUGCCAUUGAAGCACUUUCAAAGAACCCAAUGGCCCCAUAUAUAGGUUACAUCCACGAGAUAAUUCGCCUUAUACAAGGAGAUGGCGAAUUAAUCGACAUUGCUUUCGUUAUUGAUGAUGAAUGGGAUACUAAAGAAGAAUUUUAUGUUCUUCAAAAGGAUUUACAUGAAGUUCCAGAGUUUACAGGUAUCCUACAAAUAGAAAGCCCAAGAAUAUGGUAA
Molecule: messenger RNA, 1308 nt
Organism: Trichomonas vaginalis G3
Lineage: Eukaryota; Parabasalia; Trichomonadida; Trichomonadidae
Exons: 1
Coding region: 1-1308 (435 amino acids)
Source: RefSeq, a predicted model, not a curated record